AGAUAGUCCACAUUUCUAAAAUGUUUGUCGGCACUCGGCAGUGGCCGCCGGAGUUGCACCCUAGAGACUGGUAUAAAUUUCAUCCCAUAACAAACAACAGUAUCCGAUUUCACUAUCAUCUUCUGCCGCCCAGAACCAGAACACAUGAGAAGCUAGGCGCCAAACUCAACACAACCAUAUUUGAUCCCAUAGCCACAUAAAGGAAUCAAACCUAACCCGUCCCAUAUUAUAUAAAUUAUAUUCUUGCGAGGCCCUCCUCUCUCUCUCUCACAUUCUUAUCACUGUGAACAGUCUCCUCCCUACCCGAAUCUUCCUGCACUUUCAAAGUUUCCAGCCAUGGAACUCAGUUCCUAUAUCGCUUCCUUAUCCUCAUUCUGGUCGGAAUCCGAUUCCGGAAGCAGGAGCGUGAUCGUCACGCUCUCCCUCGUUGUCCUCUGGUACGCGUGGCUCUACUACAACAGACCGGACUCCAACUCCCGCCUCCCGCCCGGUCCACGCGGCCUCCCAUUAGUCGGCAACCUUCUCUCUCUGGACCCGGAGCUCCACUCCUACUUCGCGGGUCUGGCCCAAACUUACGGCCCAAUCUACAAGCUCCGCCUCGGCACCAAACUCGGCAUCGUCAUCACCUCCCCCUCCCUCGCCCGCGAGAUUCUCAAGGAUCAUGACGUCACCUUCGCCAACCGCGACGUCCCCGCCGUCGGACGUGCCAUCACCUACGGCGGCUCCGACAUCGUGUGGACCCCGUACGGCCCGGAGUGGCGGAUGCUGCGGAAGGUCUGCGUGCUCAAGAUGCUCAGCAACACCACGCUCGACUCGGUCCACGAGCGGCGGCGGAGGCAGGUCCGGGCGACGGUCGGGUUCAUCUACAGUCGGGUCGGGUCGCCGGUGGACGUGGGGGAGCAGAUGUUCCUGAACGUGCUGAACGUGAUCACGAACAUGCUGUGGGGCGGGACGGUGCAGGGGGAGGCCGCCAGGCUCGGGGCGGAGUUCCGGCAAGUGGUGACGGAGAUGACGGCGCUGUUGGGGAAGCCGAACGUGUCGGACUUUUAUCCGAGUUUGGCCCGGUUUGACUUGCAAGGCGUGGCGAAGCAGAUGGAGGGCUUAGGGAAGAGGUUUGACGCGAUAUUCGAGAGAGUGAUAGAUCAACGGCUGGGGAUGGAGAAGGAAGGCGCCAAGGAGGAGAGUAAAGAUUUUUUAACGUUUUUACUGCGGUUAAAAGACGAGGGAGAUUCGAAGACGCCGCUUACAAUGACUCACGUCAAAGCCUUGCUUAUGGAUAUGGUUGUGGGUGGAACAGACACAUCCUCCAACACAAUAGAAUUUGCAAUGUCGGAAGUUCUGAACAAACCAGAAGUGUUACAAAAAGUCCAGCAAGAAUUAGAGGCUGUAGUUGGCAAAAGCAGCAUUGUUGAAGAGUCUCACAUUCACAAACUGCCAUACUUGUAUGCUGUGAUGAAAGAAACACUGCGCUUGCACCCAGUCCUACCUCUAUUAGUCCCACAUUGCCCAAGUGAGACAUGCACUGUGGGAGGCUAUACCAUUCCAAAGGGGUCUAGAAUUUUUGUUAAUGUUUGGGCUAUACAUAGAGACCCUUCUAGUUGGGAAAACCCUUUGGAGUUUGAUCCGACUAGAUUCUUGGAUAGUAAAUGGGAUUACAGUGGGAGUGACUUCAGGUAUUUUCCUUUUGGGUCUGGAAGAAGAAUAUGUGCAGGGAUUGCAAUGGCUGAGAGGAUGGUGAUGUAUUCGCUUGCUACACUGUUGCAUUCUUUUGAUUGGAAACUGCCUCAAGGAGAGAAGCUGGAUCUUUCGGAGAAGUUUGGUAUUGUUUUGAAGAAGAAGAUACCUUUGGUUGCCAUCCCGACUCCAAGAUUAUCAGAUCCAGCGCUUUAUGAGUAGCGUACAAGGUGUACUGUAAAACUUUACAUUAUACAUGUCAUGAACUAAUGCUCUGUGAUAUGAACUUCUGUUAUGCACACAAAGGAUUGAUGAAAUACUCUUGCUUAUCCUUGAGGACAUCGUUAAAUUAAUCAUAAUACAUGUUUCAUUGUACUCU
Messenger RNA from Fragaria vesca subsp. vesca, 2053 nucleotides. RefSeq names its product flavonoid 3'-monooxygenase-like. The record is from RefSeq and is a predicted model, not a curated record. Lineage: Eukaryota; Viridiplantae; Streptophyta; Magnoliopsida; Rosales; Rosaceae. Bases 337 to 1896 code for a protein of 519 amino acids. Gene Ontology annotation, molecular function: iron ion binding; monooxygenase activity; oxidoreductase activity, acting on paired donors, with incorporation or reduction of molecular oxygen. The transcript is spliced from 2 exons.